Pongo pygmaeus (Bornean orangutan) is the source of this 583-nucleotide messenger RNA. It is a transcript of the gene DUSP13A, whose product is annotated as dual specificity phosphatase 13A. Gene Ontology annotation, molecular function: MAP kinase phosphatase activity; protein tyrosine/serine/threonine phosphatase activity. Gene Ontology annotation, biological process: negative regulation of MAPK cascade; protein dephosphorylation. Gene Ontology annotation, cellular component: cytoplasm. The transcript has 3 exons. The record is from RefSeq and is a predicted model, not a curated record. The coding region runs from base 17 to 583 and encodes 188 amino acids. NCBI's taxonomy places the organism in Eukaryota, Metazoa, Chordata, Mammalia, Primates, Hominidae.
GUGGGUGGGCUGGCCCAUGGCUGAGACCUCUCUCCCAGAGCUGGGGGGAGAGGACAAAGCCACACCUUGCCCCAGCAUCCUGGAGCUGGAGGAGCUCCUGAGGGCGGGGAAGUCUUCUUGCAGCCGCGUGGACGAAGUUUGGCCCAACCUUUUCAUAGGAGAUGCGGCCACGGCAAACAACCGCUUUGAGCUGUGGAAGCUGGGCAUCACUCACGUGCUGAACGCCGCCCACGGGGGCCUCUACUGUCAGGGCGGCCCUGACUUCUACGGCAGCAGUGUGAGCUACCUGGGGGUGCCAGCCCACGACCUCCCUGAUUUUGACAUCAGUGCCUACUUCUCCUCUGCGGCUGACUUCAUCCACCGUGCCCUCAACACGCCUGGGGCCAAGGUCCUGGUGCACUGUGUGGUGGGCGUGAGCCGCUCUGCCACGCUGGUCCUGGCCUACCUCAUGCUGCACCAGCGGCUGUCCCUGCGCCAGGCGGUCAUCACUGUGAGGCAGCACCGAUGGGUCUUCCCCAACCGAGGCUUCCUGCACCAGCUCUGCAGGCUGGACCAGCAACUGCGGGGUGCCGGCCAGAGCUGA